This is a messenger RNA of Panicum virgatum (switchgrass), 3334 nucleotides long. RefSeq names its product disease resistance protein Pik-2-like. Bases 117 to 3014 code for a protein of 965 amino acids. Gene Ontology annotation, biological process: defense response to other organism. The transcript is spliced from 2 exons. NCBI's taxonomy places the organism in Eukaryota, Viridiplantae, Streptophyta, Magnoliopsida, Poales, Poaceae. Gene Ontology annotation, molecular function: ADP binding. The record is from RefSeq and is a predicted model, not a curated record.
CCUCACUGCUGCCGGAUUCCUCACAUAUCGAUUGGACGACAUAUAUCCUCUACUAGCUAGCCUUGCAGGUGCUCCGUGCAAACCCUAUCCAGCUGGUAGUGGUAAAGAAGAGGAUCAUGGAGGGCGCGGCGCAGACCCUGGUGAGCAAUUUCGGGGUUCUGGUCGGUGAGGAGUUGCAGAAGCUCCGAGGCGUGGGCGGCGAGGUUGCUCAACUGAGGGACGAGCUGGCCACCAUGAACGCGCUCCUCCGCAUGCAGUCGGAAGCAGCGCCGGGCGCCGUGGACCACUUCCUACGGGAGUGGAUGAAGCAGCUGCGAGAGCUCGCCUACGACGCCGAGGACUGCGUCCACCUCUACACGUUCCGCGUACGGUGUCGCCCGGGCGACGGCUUCCUCGUCCGCUCCAGGCGCCUGCUCGGGACCCUUAUGCCUCGCCGCCGCCUCGCCGCCGACAUCACGGCCCUCCGUGCCCGCGCGGCCGCCAUCAACGAGCAACACUCUCGUUACGGCGUCAGCCUCGAGCCUCUGAGAUGCCCUCCCCUUCCUUUGGCCCACGUGCCGGCGACGGCGGUGGUGGCGCUCCGCCCUGCAGCCGCUAGCGGCGACCCCAGUCAUCAUCAUCAGCUCGUCGGCUUAAGGAGCCAGGCUGACACCCUGGCGGAGAUGGUGAGGAAGGCGGUGACGACUGGUAAUAAAGAAGAUGCAGCAGGGCCGCCUUUCUCUGACACGCGGCUAAAGGUGUUCUCCAUUGUGGGCUUCGGAGGGCUCGGGAAGACGACGCUGGCCAUGGAAGUGUGCCGCCGCCUGGAGGGGGAGUUCCAGCGCCAGGCGCUAGUGUCCGUGUCCCAAGCCUUCGACGGCGCCAAGGAUCUCAAGGGACUUCUGAAACGAGUGCUGCAGCAGAUCGUGAACCCGGCGGUGGGUGAUGACGAGGGCAUCAAAGAAGAGGAUAACGUCGGGAACAUCGAUACCAUGGACGAGGACAGGCUGGCUGCAAAGCUCAAAGAGACUCUCAAGAACAAGAGGUACCUCAUUGUGAUCGAUGAUAUUUGGAGCGAAGCAGCCUGGGAUGCAAUCCAGUGUGUGUUACCAGAUAACAACUGCGGUAGUAGAAUCAUUGUGACCACUCGGAUAUAUACUGUUGCCAGAGCAUGCAGUCAUGGUAGUGAUUGCAUCUACCAUAUCAAGGCCCUCAGUGCUGAAGACUCCAAGAAGCUAUUCCUUAGCAGAGUAUUUGGCUCCACAAAUGGCGCUUGCCCUAGGGAGAUUGAAGAUGCCAUGCAAAAAAUCUUAAGAAAAUGUGGUGGGCUGCCACUGGCAAUUGUAAGCAUUGCCAGCCUCUUGGCUAGCUACAAAUCUCCUGAAAGCAGACAUAUGUGGGAAACAGUUUUAAAAUCAAUUGGUUCACACAUGGAGAGCCAUCCCACCCUUGAGGGGAUGCGACAGAUAGUUGUGCUUAGCUACGACCACCUGCCUCAUCACCUCAAGGCUUGCAUGAUGUAUCUUAGCAUUUUCCCAGAGGAUUUUGUGAUCGUCAAGGAGAGGCUGUUGAGGAGAUGGAUCGCCGAAGGAUUGGUCGCCGAGAAGCGGGGUUUGACAUCGAUGGAGGUUGCAGAAGGCUACUUCAGUGAGCUGGUGAGUAGAAGCAUGAUUGACCGGGCUGCCGAUAUAGUCACCUACUAUGAUGGGAGAGAGGAGACGUGCCGGGUGCACGACAUGAUGCUUGAGGUCAUGGUAACCAAAUCGCUGGAGGCGAACUUUGUAAGCCUGAUAGGUGGGCAGUACGAAGGGAUGACUUAUGAUAGGGUUCGCCGCCUCUCCAUCCAUGCCGGAGAAGGGCCAUCAUCGACAUCAAUGUCGUCCAAGAAAACCGCAGCAGGGAUGAAUGUGCAGCAUGUUCGAUCACUAAGUAUGUUUGAGUUUGAAGGGCACCAUCUGCUUAGUCGGCUAGGUGAGUUCACCCUGCUAAGGGUACUUGACCUCCAAGACUGCCAGGGCCUAGGGAAAAGAAACAUGGCUUGCAUCUGCCGAAUGUACCUUCUCAGGUUCCUCAACUUGAGGGGUACAGAUAUCAGCGUGUUGCCUCCAGAAGUUGGUCAGCUAGAGCACUUGCAGACGCUCGACGUGCGCCUUACGUUCCUCAAAGGUCUACCAGAGACCGUGACGGAGCUGGAGAACCUUGAGAGCCUGCAGUUCUCCAACAAGGAAGAUUACUGGAGCUUCCACUGGGAAGCGCCCAGGGGCCUAAGGAAAAUGAAGGCACUGCGCAAGGUGAACAAUGUGGUUGUCACAUCCAGCACUGAGGUCGCCAAGGAGAUCGCCGAGUUAAGGCAACUGCAGGAGUUAACUAUGUUUGUUCCCAGUGGCAUUCCUCGGGAUGUUGCGGAAGCGCUUGAUCACUCCCUCAGCAGGCUAUACUCCCUCCGAUUCCUCAACGUUGAAAUUACCAGCAAUAGAGAGGAAGAGAACUUUCUACACCGCCUCGAAUCACGUUCGCCACCAAGGCUCCUCAGAUACCUGAGGAUGUGUGGUUCCCUUGGUGACCGUACUCUGACGCACUGGGUUGGGUUGCUGACUAAUCUUGUUGAGUUUGUAAUAGCUUGGGCAUACCUUCGUGGUGACACCCUAUUCGACGUCCUGUGUAAGUUGCCCAACCUGAAGAAGCUCACCCUUGAGACAGACUUCUACGCAGAUACAGAGAUAGUUGCAAGGACAACCCAAUCCUUUCCGGUGCUUACGGAGCUGAGGAUGUUCAAUAAUCAUGGAAUUCCUGCAGUUUACCGGUUCGAGGAAGGAUCCAUGCCAAAGCUAGAGACCCUCGCGCUAAAAUUUUAUGUCGGCCAGCAGAGCAUAGUUGGAAUCGAGCACUUAACCAACCUUAAAGAGGUGCAGUUCACUGGAGAGAAAGACAACUGGGCAAUAGUGGAAGAUGAACUGAAGAAGCUCAAGGAAGAGAAUGCGAGGCGCAAGCGCAACGGCUCCUAUCAGUUGAUAGUUAAAGUGAGGUAUGAGUGAUCGUUGUGCUUGCUGCAGCCUGCAGGAUGGUGUUGUUGCUGAAUUUAUUAAGCGGCGCUGAGUUCUUGAUGGAUGCUUUCUUGAAAAAUGGAGUGUUCGUGAAGAAAUUAUGUAUAGUUGGUUCUCUCUCGUCAUGUAAAACUGGAUUACUCGGUGGUUAAUUUUUGUAUUUUCUUAUUAGAGCAUCGUCCUGAUUUUGUUUUGCCCUUUCUGCAUUGAUGUAGUAGUGCCAUUUUUCUCGCCGUUCCAAACCUUUGCAACGAUAUCGAAAAAACCAUCAUGAAGUAAUCUAAUUCAAAUUUGAACAUCAGUUCACCAUC